AUGUCACCUACAGCGAAGGAUUAUAUAUACGCCUAUCGAGGUCUCUACCGAGCUGUGUUACAUGCUGUACAAUAUGCAAAGCCAGCACGAUACAUGGGAAGAAAUAUGCUGAGGGACGAGUUUCGCAAGGGAAAUCCGAAAACUUUUGAUCAAGGACGAAUCGACAAUACUAUCAAAUUUUUGAAUCUUGCGGCGAAAGAAAAUGGUCUUGAGCACAAACUGGUCAAGAAUCUAUUGAGGGUAAAGUACGAGCGUGGGAUUCAAUGGAAAGCGCAACUCAGGGAAAGACAUCCCAUGCAGAUACAUUUGAGGAAAAACAGCAUGACACAUUACGACAAAACUAUUGAAAUGCUUAACGAAAGUAUGGGACUAUGUCUACGUUAA
Messenger RNA from Botrytis fragariae, 384 nucleotides. RefSeq names its product putative upf0593 mitochondrial protein. The record is from RefSeq and is a predicted model, not a curated record. The transcript has 2 exons. Bases 1 to 384 code for a protein of 127 amino acids. NCBI's taxonomy places the organism in Eukaryota, Fungi, Ascomycota, Leotiomycetes, Helotiales, Sclerotiniaceae.